AUGGCCCGAGUCUUUCUGGAUCAAAACAAGAACGUAAAAGCCGAAGAAAUGAUCCGAAAAGCUCUGCAUAUCAUUCGAGAAAUUCUGCGGCAUAGCUUUUCUGAUUUGACGGAUCUGCACAAACCUCUAUUGCAAUCAUUGGAAGAUGGACUGGCAAUGAAGGAGCAAGGUGAUUCGGAAAAGGCGCUGCAACUCUUCGAACAGGCGCUGGGUAUUUACAAGGACCAGUGCUCAUUUUUCUACGUGGUAGAAAUGAAAAUGGUUUUCUGGAAGAUGGCAUUGAUGCGAGUGUUGAAGCCCUCAAGAUUCGUCGAAGAACACUUGGUGACGACCAUAUUGACACGAAGGGGCGUAUGGAAGCGCACAGGCCUUUGUAGAAUCGGAGCUAACGGCGGCUUCCUUGAUAAUACCGUACAGUCCGCAAAUUGA
Molecule: messenger RNA, 429 nt
Organism: Cylindrotheca closterium
Lineage: Eukaryota; Bacillariophyta; Bacillariophyceae; Bacillariales; Bacillariaceae
Source: the annotation of a GenBank genome assembly